CAGCUUGCGCAUGCUUGGAGGGCGGAAGACGAGGAUUGCAACAUGGGGGAUCCCGAGCCAGAAUCGGAGCAGAUUCGCCUGAAGUGCAUACGGCGGGACGGUUUCUUCACGGUGCCUCCGGAGGACAGGCUGGGACAGUGCCGGAGCGUGAAGGAGUUCGAAAAGCUGAAUCGGAUUGGGGAAGGCACCUAUGGCAUCGUGUAUCGGGCCCGAGACACCCAGACAGAUGAAAUCGUGGCCCUGAAGAAGGUUCGGAUGGACAAGGAGAAGGAUGGGAUCCCCAUUAGCAGCCUCCGGGAAAUCACGCUGCUCCUUCGGCUUCGUCACCCCAACAUCGUGGAGCUGAAGGAGGUGGUUGUGGGAAACCACCUGGAGAGCAUCUUCCUGGUGAUGGGUUACUGUGAGCAGGACCUCGCCAGCCUCCUGGAGAACAUGCAGACACCCUUUUCAGAGGCUCAGGUAAAGUGUAUCAUUUUGCAAGUCCUCAAGGGCCUUCAAUACCUUCACAAAAACUUCAUCAUUCACAGGGAUUUAAAGGUUUCCAAUUUGCUUAUGACAGAUAAGGGCUGUGUUAAGACCGCUGAUUUUGGCCUGGCUCGGGCUUAUGGUGUUCCUGUGAAGCCAAUGACCCCCAAAGUGGUCACCCUCUGGUACCGGGCCCCCGAACUCCUCUUGGGAACAGCAACCCAAACUACCAGCAUCGACAUGUGGGCCGUGGGCUGCAUCUUGGCCGAGUUGUUGGCUCAUAAGCCCCUCCUCCCAGGCAGUUCUGAGAUCCACCAGAUCGACCUGAUUGUGCAGCUGCUUGGGACACCCAACGAGAACAUCUGGCCGGGCUUUUCCAAGUUGCCUCUAGUCAGCCAGUAUAGCCUGAGGAAACAGCCAUACAACAACCUCAAACACAAGUUUCCAUGGCUCUCUGAGGCAGGGUUACGUCUGCUCAAUUUCCUCUUCAUGUACGACCCAAAGAAAAGGGCCACAGCUGGGGACUGCUUGGAAAGCUCCUACUUCAAAGAAAAGCCAUUGCCCUGUGAGCCUGAGCUCAUGCCCACCUUCCCUCAUCAUCGGAACAAGCGGGCAGCCACAAGCGCUACCACCAAUGCCGGGGCUGAGAGCCAGGGCAAGCGCAGCAAGCCCUGAGGCGGCUUCUGGGGCCUACCCCAGACUCCGGGCUGACCAGAAACAGGAGCUGCAUCCUUGGAGGAGGUCACAAAGUCAGGCUCUCCUCACUCCUCUGCCUUAGGGGAGGUCAGGAAGGGGUCACAUUAUUCGUUCUGCCUCAGUGUCCUCUCCCCUGAAGCCACCUCAGCUGCUUUGAAGUUCUGAAUUGUCCCCAAAGGUCGCUGUGGCAGGUCCCCAAAAGCCAGAACCGGAGUGGCCGGCUAGACUGGACUGUGUUCUGAGAGCCGGCCUGGUGCAGUGUGGAUUGGCCAGCCGACAAGUAAUGAGUGUUUUCAGCCAUGAUAACUUAGGAAGACUUUGUUCUGAAGGGCGGCAGGAUCACAAGUCUACUGCCACACUGAUGAAAUCAGAGCUCUCUGAAGCAGGCAUCAGCCUCUGCCGUAACGCAGGCCCAGUCUUCUCACUCAAAAACAAGCAGAACUCCCGGGGUGGGUGUCGGAGCCAGCUUGGCCGGCAUGAAGAGGUGGGGGACCCGAGCAGCUGUUUGGCUCCUGGGGCGUCUCAGCUUUUGCUCCAGGGCACAUGGGAGGUUCCAGGAGCCUUCUGCAGCCUCGGCCAUCACGUUUGGUUUCCAGUUCUCUGGGCCUAGCACAUCGCAGGUGGUGCAAGGACAUUCUACUCAUUUUCCUUCUCCUUCAGGUCACACCUUCAGCUGUGGUGUUAGGGCAAAGGAUUAUAUUAAUGCUUCCUCUGCCCUUUGCCCUUCUUAGCUUCCCAUUCAGUAAAAAUCACCCCCUUCUUUCAGGUGGAUUAGGGAGGCUGAGGCACCAGGUACUCAGAGUUGGGUGAAGAUUGAUUUGUAAGUCGUCCGGUGAGCGCUGGCCGGACACCUGCCACCGUCCGCUGAGAACGGGCGGCCCCUAGGACUCACCUCGGGCCCUCAGCAGACACCUCUGGGACUUUCUCUGGCCUUCUGCUUAGUGCUGCAGCUGGCAGGAAUGAGGCUGGAACAGGGAGAGAAUUUGGUUUUCCCUACCUGGAAGACAGACACAAGGUUUGGGGAGGGAAAGGAGGAAUGGGCUGGAGAGAUCCAUCCGUGUUCCAGUCAGCUCUUACCUGCUUCCUUCUUUGCAGGAGAGGAGGUCUAGCAGGGCUCUGUCUGUGGAGCUGCCUGAUGGGCAGACACAAAGCCGUAAGCACUGGGGCUAGUGUGUUCAUCCCUGGUGCUGAGCUGCCCUCAAGGGAGGGGCCUCGGGAGGUCUGGAUGUCACGAAGAGCUGAAGGGAACAGGGAUCCUGUCGUAUCCUGGUGGAAAUAACGUUCUGUCCCCAGGACCCUGUGGGGGGGCCUCAGCAGCCUUUCACGAACAUGCCCAGGAGCUCUGGGGACUGAUGAGGGGUAGAGACAGCCUCCUGUCCCAGGGGAGCCAAAAUCACACCCUCUGUAAGAGGGCACUGGGGGGAGAUGGGUUUGUUCAAAUGCAGCUUUUGAAGAGUGUUUUAAAGACUAGUCUUUGAAUGCUA
Vombatus ursinus (common wombat) is the source of this 2645-nucleotide messenger RNA. RefSeq names its product cyclin dependent kinase 10 (gene CDK10). Bases 43 to 1140 code for a protein of 365 amino acids. Gene Ontology annotation, biological process: regulation of mitotic cell cycle; protein phosphorylation. The record is from RefSeq and is a predicted model, not a curated record. The transcript is spliced from 14 exons. NCBI's taxonomy places the organism in Eukaryota, Metazoa, Chordata, Mammalia, Diprotodontia, Vombatidae. Gene Ontology annotation, cellular component: nucleus. Gene Ontology annotation, molecular function: ATP binding; cyclin-dependent protein serine/threonine kinase activity.